Gongylonema pulchrum is the source of this 417-nucleotide messenger RNA. The record is from the annotation of a GenBank genome assembly. NCBI's taxonomy places the organism in Eukaryota, Metazoa, Nematoda, Chromadorea, Rhabditida, Gongylonematidae.
AUGGCGCGGAGCACUUCAGAUGAUCUGGGAACACUGAAUGGAAGACCAGGGACGGGCAGCAUGUGCAUCGGACGCUGCUACACUUUGAAGCCGAUGCUCGAGUGCGUCAUUCGGGCCCAUCGGAACAGUUGUUCGCUUCGCGGCACAGAGCGGGCCAUCGAACAGGCUGGUGAUGAUCGACGGAAUAGUCAGCAAACGAUGAGCACUGGGGAAGGAAAGCUUCCCGAUCCUGGUGGGAUGGUUCGUUGCCUGGCGCGAUAUAGGAAAAUAUGGAAGAAGAAAAAUAUGGUUGUUGUGAUCAUUAUGAGUUACCACAGUGCACUUUCAUUCACUCCGGCACUCACUCGUCAAGCUUCGUCGCAUCCAAACCCAGUUGUCCCUCCGUCACCGUUCCUGGUCGUCGUUAUUUGCCGAUGA